Molecule: messenger RNA, 771 nt
Organism: Prorocentrum cordatum
Lineage: Eukaryota; Dinophyceae; Prorocentrales; Prorocentraceae
Source: the annotation of a GenBank genome assembly
AUGGCAGCCCACGCUGCGGAGCCAGAGCAGGCAGAGGAGCCGGAGGACGUGGACUUCUCCGGCGAGGAGAACGUCCCCGACGCGUGGAGCGGCUCCGCGGAGGGGGACGAGGGCGCCGCGCCUGGGGCCAGCGGCGAGCAGGGCGGGGCGCCGGAGGGCGGCGAGCCCGGCGGGGCGCCCCGGGAGCCCGGGCCGUGGGAGGAGGGCGGCGCCAGCCAGGACUUGAAGGAGGAGCCAGUGAAGCAGGAGGGCUUGCAGGACGAAAAGCAGCAGGAUUGCCAAGCGGCACACGAGAGGCCGAAGGGACAGGGGAAGCUUAGGAAAGAGGCGAAGCAAGCGAGGAGGGCUGCGACGGAAGCGAGGCUUCAGGAGCUCGCCAAGGUCGGCGAGGAGGACACCCUCCAGGAAGGGCGGCGCAUGGCGAAGAGGUGGCGGGAGGAGCUGGCGAAGGCGGCUCCGCAGCCUGUGGACGACUCUCAGCUGGACACGGAGGGCAACAGCAUCCCCAGCUGGUGGCGCACCACCACGCGGCGCCAGCGGCCGGCUGCUGGCUUCGGGCCGCGCACCGCGCGGGCCGCGGCCCCGGCGCCGCACGCGCCGCCAGCAGGCGGUGGCGUGGCGCACCGCCCAGCCGCUCAGCACGCCCUGGUCGUGCACGGCCACGGCGGCCCCGGCGGCGGCGGCCUCGGCCCGAGCAACCUCGGCCACGGCGGCUAUGCCGAGCGCCGGCGCGGCGCGGAGCCCGGCUACGGCCUCUGCUGGAGCCAGCCG